Diospyros lotus (date-plum) is the source of this 4505-nucleotide messenger RNA. Its product is annotated as MDIS1-interacting receptor like kinase 2-like. The record is from RefSeq and is a predicted model, not a curated record. Lineage: Eukaryota; Viridiplantae; Streptophyta; Magnoliopsida; Ericales; Ebenaceae. Gene Ontology annotation, molecular function: protein kinase activity; protein binding; ATP binding. The coding region runs from base 1366 to 4275 and encodes 969 amino acids. The transcript has 2 exons. Gene Ontology annotation, biological process: protein phosphorylation.
UCCCUCAUCUUAUCCGAUUUGAGCUUCAUAAUAACUCUUUCUAGGGGUCUAUUCCUGCACAGAUUAGUAAUCUUUCGAGACUCUACUAUAUUGACUUUUCUUCAAUCAUUUUAUUGGAAAAGUUCCAUCAGAAUUAGGGAGCUUACGAAACCUACAACUUCUCUAUCUUUAUAAAAACAACCUUUCAGGAUCAAUUCCUCAAGAACUUGGGAUGUUGACUUUGGUUUGGGAUCUUCAGCUCUCAAAAAACAAUCUCACUGGCCCAAUUCCAACUUCAAUUUAGAAUUUAACCAACUUAGUCCUUUUAGACCUUCAUGAUAACCAUCUUUCAAGUUCAAUCCCAACUUUGAUUGGGAAUUUAACCGAGUUAACUAAUCUACACCUUUCCCGUAACCAACUUUUGGGACCAAUCCCUCAUUCGCUAGGAAAUUUGAGUUCCCUUAUAAGACUGGCCUUGUUCAAUAAUAAACUUAGCAAAUCUUUCGCAUUUACUUGCAUUCUUCAUAAACGAGAACAAGCUCACUGGUCGUCUACCUCAAAAUCUAUGCCUAGAUGGAUGAAUUAUUAGGGUUACGUGGUGAUCUACUAUAGCAAGGUACUUAAAAUAACAAGCAUUCAUGAAAAGAUUAUAAUUUAGGAGUUGCUUUUGUCAAGCAGGGGCAUUUGAUUUUGGGGAUUGUGCUGUCGUGUUGUGUUUCUCAUGCUUCAAACUGUAUCUUCUCUUCUUCCUUCUUUCCCUUUCACUGUACGAUGAGAAAGAAAGGGCCACCAUGUCCAUGACUCCACGACCGACCGUUGCCGCCACCUGCCAGCCGCACCGCCGCACCGCUGUCACCUUCACCUGCCGGCCACGAAACCUAUCCCUCUUCUCAUGACCGUCUCUCUCUCUCACGACUAUCGCCCCCACCCACCAAUCGCACCGCUGGCCACGAAACCCAUCCCUCUCACGAUCGUCUCUCUACCUCUCAUGAACGUCGCCCCCCACCCGCCAGUCGCAGCGCCGUCGCUCUCACCCACCGGCCGCGAUACCCAUCCCUUCCACACCAUGUGAAUCAGUCAAGUCUAUAGAGAUGGAUGUAACAUCAAAUCGGAAACCAAAUUGCUCCUCUUCCACACCACGCAGGGCAACAACAUCGCCUUGCGCUGCCCAUUUAGCCGAAUUCAAAAUACGACUUUUGCUCUAGGGUUCACUGGAAAUUGGCCCCAUUUGCAGCUCAAACACCAAUUAAAUUAAAAGUCUAUUUGAUCUUUCUUUGAAGAUUCUAAGUCUUUCCAGUCCAGUUGGUGGGCAGUUCAUCAAUAUAGAGUUUCGAUCUAUGAAUAAUAACACCACCACCCUUUUCUUAGAUCAAAUAGCUAAGAGCAAUGUCAUAUUCCCAAGCAAUUAGUUCACUUGCCAUGCAUCUUGUGCCUGCCAUGGCUCUUCUUGUAUUGGCCUCCUCUUCCUAUACUACUGCUGCUUCUCUGUCCAAUGAUGAAGCAGCGGCUCUGUUGAGAUGGAAAGCCAGCCUUGAAAACCAAAGCCAAUCUCUGCUGCCAUCAUGGGACGUUGGAAGCAACCAUUCUUAUUGUAAUUGGACUGGAAUUGGUUGCGACAACACCAGUAGCAUCACCCACAUUAUCCUUAACAGCGUAGACUUGACAGGUACACUUUUCAGUUUUAGCUUCUCCUCUUUCCCUCAUCUUAUCCGAUUUGAGCUUCAUAACAACUCAUUCUACGGGUCUAUUCCUGCACAGAUUGGUAAUCUUUCGAAACUCUACUAUAUUGAUUUUUCUUCAAAUCAUUUUAUUGGAAAAGUUCCAUCAGAAUUAGGGAGCUUGCGAAACCUACAAUGUCUUUAUCUUCAUAAAAACAACUUUUCGGGAUCAAUUCCUCAAGAACUUGGGAUGUUGACUUUGAUUUGGGAUCUUCAGCUCUCAAAAAACAAUCUCACAGGCCCAAUUCCAACUUCAAUUUGGAAUUUAUCCAACUUAGACCGUUUAAUACUUUCAAAAAACCAUCUUUCAAGUUCAAUCCCAACUUUGAUUGGGAAUUUAAGCAAGUUAACUAGUCUACGACUUUCCCGAAACAAACUUUCGGGACCAAUCCCUCAUUCAUUAGGAAAUUUGAAUUCCCUUACUCAACUGGUCUUGUUCAAUAAUAAACUUAGUGGCCCUAUUCCUUCAGAAUUAGCCAAUCUUACACAUUUGCAGAAAUUCUCAAUAGGCAAUAACAAGCUCACUGGUCGUCUACCUCAAAAUCUAUGCCUAGGUGGAUCACUCAUAACACUUGGUGCAUCAAACAACAAUUUAACAGGCAACAUCCCCAAAAGCUUGCGAAAUUGCAAUAGCUUGUUUCGAGUUAGGCUCGAGAACAACCAACUAGAGGGUAAUUUACAGGAGGAGUUUGGUGUAUUACCAAGCUUAGAUUACAUGGAUUUGAGUUAUAAUCGUUUCAGAGGCAAGCUUUCGAAAAAAUGGGGGCAGUUCAGGAAUUUGACUAAGUUAGUGAUCUCCAAUAAUCAGCUCACUGGAAACAUGCCGCCUGACUUUGCUGCAGCAACUAAGUUACAGUUUCUUGACCUCUCUUCAAACCAUCUAGUGGGGGAGAUCCCAAAGAAUUUGAGGGAAUUGGGCUUACUAUUCCACCUUAAUUUGAGUAAUAACAUGCUUUCAGGCAAUAUCCCAACAGAAAUAUUUGGUACCCAAUCCAGUUUACAAAACCUUGAUCUAGCAGCAAACAACCUUACUAGUUCAAUUCCAAGGGAGAUAGCAAACUGUGAAAACUUACAAAACUUGAAUUUGGGUGAGAAUCGACUCGCAGGUGGUAUUCCUUUUGAGAUAGAAAAAUUACAAUUUCUUCAAAGCCUUGAUCUUGGAGACAACAAUUUAAUGGGUGAAAUACCAUCUCAGCUUGGGAAAAUGCCAAGGUUGGAGAAAUUGAAUCUCUCCCACAACAUGCUUUCUGGUUCCAUCCCUUCCUCUUUUGGCGAUCAGCCAACAAGUUUGACGUUUAUUGAUAUAUCUUACAAUAACUUGAAAGGUCCUCUACCAAACACCAAGGUUUUUGAAACAUAUGAAGCAUACAGAGGUAACGGCGGUUUGUGUGGCAAUCAGAUGGGCUUGAUACCCUGCUCAUCACCUAAAGUGAAGAACAAUGCUGAUAAAUCUAGAACAAAAACCAAAUUUGUUCUUGUUGUGGUAGUUCCUUUGGUAGGGACUCUAUUUCUUUUACUUCUUGUUGUUGGGAUCUUUCAAUUUUUGAGCAAAAGAGUAGUAUUAAAAGCAGAAAGUGAGAUCCAAGUUGUACAUAAUGAAAAUUUAUUUGAAAUAUGGAGCUAUGAUGGGAAAAUAGUGUACCAAAACAUCAUAGAAGCAACAGAGGACUUCAAUGAGAAAUACUACAUCGGACGAGGAGGAUAUGGCAUUGUUUAUAAAGCUAAGUUUUCAAAUGGUUUAGUUGUUGCUGUGAAGAAGACCCAUCCUUCCCAAGAGGGCAAUUUAGUUGAUUUAAAAAGCUUUAGGAGUGAGAUUCAUGCACUAAUAGAGGCACGGCAUCGUAACAUCAUAAAACUUUAUGGUUUUUGUUUAGAUUCACUUCGUUCAUUUUUGGUUUAUGAGUUCUUAGAAGGAGAUAGCUUGGAGAAUAAGCUCAGAAAUGAUGAAAUAGCAUUGAUGUUUGACUGGGGCAAAAGAAUGAAUGCUAUCAAAGGUGUAGCGAGUGGUUUGUGUUAUAUGCAUCAUGAAUGUUCACACCCAAUCAUCCAUAGAGACAUAUCAAGUAAGAAUAUUUUGUUUGAUUCAGAAUGUGUUGCACACAUAUCUGAUUUUGGCACUGCUAGGCUCUUAAGCCUCCACUCCUCCAAUUGGACUUCAUUUGCUGGGACCUUUGGAUAUGCGGCUCCAGAACUUGCUUAUACAAUGGAAGUGAAUGCAAAGUUGGAUGUUUAUAGUUUUGGGAUUUUAACAUUAGAGGUGUUAAUGGGAAAACACCCAUGUGAUCUUAUCUCAUCUCUUUCCUCUUCGUGUUCCUCGUCUUCCUCAUCAUUGCCUUCUACUUUUUAUGGCAUAUUAUUGAAAGAUGUAUUAGACAAUCACCUCCCACCACCAGAGGAUCAAGUAGCAGAGAAAAUUGUGAUUACCACAAAGUUAGCACUUGCUUGCGUUAACAUCGAUCCACAUCUCCGACCAUCUAUGAAGCAAGUUUUUGUGGAGCUAUCAAAACUGAGGCCAUUUUCAGAGAGUUCAUUCCACACAAUUACUUUAGGUCAACUCCUUAAUUUCAAUUGUAUUUAGCUAUCUUUGUUUCUUUUUAAGGUUUGAUAUAGUCUCUACAUAUAUCUAUCAUAUCCUGUAGUUUUUACUUGAAUGUAUUUUUUCUUAUAGUUUAAUAGCUUAUUUAGAAAAAAAAUUAAAGUAGACUUCUCUUUUUUCCUUGUAAUCUUUUUCCUGGGGGAAUUGUGGGACUAAAUAUUAGAUAUUCACUAUUUAAACAUGAAAAUGGUUGGAUAUCAUUAGUCAAGUUU